AGGUGUAAAAGAGUAUAAAUGUGCAGAUGGAAGGAAAUAAAUAAUAUAGAAAAGAGAUGAAGUGGAAAAGCAUUAAAGAAGAAGAGAGGAAGAGAAGGAAGAAUAGUCAAAGAAGGCAGGUGAAAAACGGAAGAAGGGAAGAAAAUAGAAGAAGAAUCGAGAGGGAAAACAAAGAUAAAGAAGAAGACAAGUGCAGAAGGAAAGAAGGGAAUAAGAUUGGAGGAAAAUGGAGAGAGGAAGCACUGGAGAAGAUAGUAAGAGGAGAGGGGAGAAGAGUAAAAAAAUGUAGGAAUGGAUGGUAGAAAAAGUGAAAAGCAUUGGAGAGGAAGAAAAGAGGAAGAAAAAUGAAAGAAGAUUGGAAAGGAGGGCUGAAGGCUGUCACGGGAAUGGCUGCUGUUGUAAAUAGGAAUGUGAUUUUUUUCUUUAUCUUUUCCUUUCCGUCGCUCCAUCACUUCUCCCCGACGCGAGUGUUGCGCUACUCUGCCUGAUUGAUCACCGCUCGAAUGUGCCGCCGGAACAUUCUGAAAUCACCACCACCACCACCACCUUCACUUUCAUCAUCACCACCACCUCUAUUUUCACCAUCAACAAUAACUACAGCACAACCACCAUCACUACCAGCAAUACCCCAUUCACUACCACAAAUAUCAUCACCUAAAUUCCUUUCAUCACUAUUUUUCUUCACUUUGCAUGCCUCCUUCGACGGUAUCUAUCUCAUUAUCAUUAUCAAUAUAACUACCAUUUGUAUCAUCUCACCAUUCAUAAUUAUCACCACCACCAUCUCUGCUCCACCUCCAUCACAACCCCUGUCAAGACCACCACCGCCACCAGUAUCACCACCGCUCCACGCCACCAGAGGGCCAAGGACAACAACACCUUGUCUGAUAUCUCCACUUCUUUCGUGUGUUUUGCUGGAUUUCCGCUACCGCUUCCCUACAGCUGUUGCGGAGAGCAACAUCGAGGUCCAGUUUACCCUCAUAUGACAUUUGGGUUCUUGGUGUUUGGACUUAGCCUGUAGACUUUGAUGAAAUUCAACUCGACCGGCUGGGCCCCUCUGGUCAGUGGGCUUCAUUUCUGCGCAUGCGCAGUGCCUCUGGUGUGACGUCAUGGAUACGUCACUCCUGUCAUAGUAGUGAGGCUUCCAUACCCCCUCGCUCCCUACGUCCGUCAUGGAGCCAUCGGGGCCCGUCUCCCUGGCGGAUCUUGAGGCUGACUUGGCGCUGAGCGACGAGGAUGCAAUGGAUCGCGACGACUGGCCGCCACCGCGUCUUGCAAGCCAGGUUCCCCUCUCCGGCAAGCGCCCCAUAUCCCACGACACUGACAGUAACAGUGAGCCGUCUUCCCCUGCUGCUAAGGCCUCUAAGCAGAGGGGGUCGUCUGACUCUCAGGACGCCAUAUCAGCCCAGAACAGCAGCCCUCCCCCGCCCCAACCUCUCAUGGACUCCUCGCGCGAUGCCCCGUUGCUGAGCGCCUCUCACCUACCAGCCUUCGCCCCCAGGGUUGACUACGUCAAGCUACUCUUCAAGGACAACCCGACAGUAGAUCUCAAGCUUCGUUGGUUGUCCGAAGUCACCCGAAAUUUUCAACUUGACCGUGACCAGGCUGAAGUCAAGAUGGCAGCCAUAACGUCUCGCUUCGUAUACGUCUCCCGCCGCCGCACGGAUGUCAUCGACAGCGUGACGAGUGGGGAGUUUCUGUCCCUCACCCUCGAGCUCCAAGACUCUCCAGAAAGGCCUCGCAAGUUUCCUACGUACCUCCUAGCUCGUUACCCUGUCUGUGCUGACCCUGCCUUGGCCAAGGAGUUACCGGGCAUCUACUCUGCUCGCCGAUUUUACCAGAAUGGCUCUCCCCUUCCCCGCCUGGUCGUCACCUGGAGCCUCCCUGAACCACCACCCCCGAGUGUCAGCUUCAGCUUCCUUCCGUGCCUGCCACCCUGUGAGCUUCGCAGGAUGCAGGACGAGCGACCAUGGUGCUUCCGAUGCUGGGGCCUCGGCCACAUAUCCCGUUACUGUUCUGCGGCUGAGCGUUGUGCAUGGUGCUCCGGCCCUCACGAUUCACGCACCUGCCCACACCGCAACCCUCCCUCGUAUUCUACUGCUUCUGACUCCGCCUCCACUCAGCCACAGCCCCGCCUCCGGACACGUCGCUCUGGAAAUGUCCCCGCUGUCAUCAAGCAGGAGUGA
Molecule: messenger RNA, 2183 nt
Organism: Eriocheir sinensis (Chinese mitten crab)
Lineage: Eukaryota; Metazoa; Arthropoda; Malacostraca; Decapoda; Varunidae
Exons: 1
Coding region: 1170-2183 (337 amino acids)
Source: RefSeq, a predicted model, not a curated record